CUCGAUGAUCUUGUCGAGCACGUCGAAGUCGAAGCCGCGGCCGAGGAAACGGUCGGCAGAAGCGAACUCUCUCAUCGGGCACGCUUCGAGACCGUCGAUGACGGUGACGUGCGAAUGCAGCGGCCGCUUUGACGACGUAUAAUGUAACACCGAAGCGCGUUUUCUCGGUCGUCGGAAGCAGGACAGUGACGCGCGCGCGGGGCCAGGGUCUCGUCCGCGAUCCCUUGGAGUGAGGGAACGGGCGAACAACACGAACGACGGCAAGUGGGGCCCCACGCACAGUAUGGGCAUAACCUGUCGGACGACGGUACGUUGCAGCGCACCGAUCCAUCGCGGUGGAGCCCACGACGGAGCGACUACGGCCGUCAGGUCGUCCGCCGCACGGUAUACACCAUGAUGAUAUAAUCUCCGGCGACGAUCGCGUUGAGAGAGAAGAGUGACCAGAACAAGUGUCCGUCAUGUUUCACUAUUUGCAUCUCAGGAGUCGUUUUCUGCAGACCCUGAUCCUCGCGUUGAUCGGCCUGACCUUCUAUGCAUAUUACCGUACCACCGUUUAUGAUGUUCACCAAUACAAUUUGCCACGGAACACCAGUUUCUCUGUGUAUCAAGAAGGCCUCCAUGUGCAUACAAAUCUCAGUGUGGACACACGACUGACAGCAGCGGCGUCCAGAAACUCCAACUCGGACAACGUGUCUCUGAGUCCGUAUGCAGUGCACAACGCGAGCAACAACUCCGCGAUCGUUAUCACGACGCUGUCAACAUCCUCCAGCGCCCAGUCCUCCGCGUCGUCUUCCGCGAGCACAUCGAUCAGCUCGAAACAAAGCGCGAACGAGAAGUUUCAGGUGGCAAAAGUUGCCAAUGCGACCAAGUUAGCGCCGAUUGCGAUCCGCAAUGAUUCGGCACGCGCCAUAUACGAGAUCGGGCACACGGUGCCAAUCCCUGAGCGCUGUCCAAAUCUUGGCAAAGAAAUGGAGCUGGUGGUGAUCGUGAUGUCCGCCCCGACGCAUCUCGAGGCGCGAACGGCAAUCCGACAGACUUGGGGACACUUUGGCCAGCGCCGAGACAUGAGCGUACUCUUCAUGCUCGGCACUACUCUGGAUUCUAAAGUGGAGGCGAUCCUGCGAAAGGAGCAGAACAUGUACAGUGAUGUGAUACGCGGUCGCUUUCUCGACUCGUACUCGAAUCUCACGCUCAAGACCAUCUCGACAUUGGAAUGGGUGGACACUUAUUGUUCCAAGGUGAAGUACUUGUUGAAGACUGACGACGACAUGUUCAUUAAUGUGCCGCGAUUGCUGGCAUUCAUUAACAAACAUGCAAAGGACCGUAACGUGAUAUUUGGCCGACUCGCUAGAAAGUGGAAGCCGAUUCGGAAUCGCAAAAGCAAGUACUAUGUGUCGCAGACGCAAUUUCAGCAAUCGGUCUUCCCAGACUUCACCACUGGGCCGGCAUACCUGCUGUCGAGCGACACGGUGCGCCAUUUAUACGACGCCGCUUUAGACCAGACGUACCUGAAGCUGGAAGACGUGUUCACUACGGGCAUUGUCGCGCACAAGCUUGGUAUCAAGCGCUCGCAUGCCAAUGAGUUCCUGAACAAGCGGAUACAGUACACCGCCUGCAACAUCCAGCGCGGCAUCAGCAUACACAUGGUCAAAUACAGCGAGCAGUUCGAUCUCUGGAAGAAGCUGCUCGACGAUAAAGAAGAAAGAGAGUUAGAAUCUCCAAAGAGGUGAAUAAUUUAUCCUUGCUGUUCUCUUCUUUUCUACGAUAUUGUGACGCUUAUUUCCCGGAUAAUAAUGACGAUAAGAAGCCCGAUUGACCGACCACGAUAAAUUCCUUCAUAUUUCUUUAUACAAUACAUAUCUAAAACCUGCCGCAAUUGAUUAAAAAUAGUCGGCUGACGCGAUGGAUUUCUAUUUUUUGGUUUAUUUUGUUGCGCGGUGAAAAAGUACGUGUAUGAUAAAUUAUGCAAUGAAAAAAUCUUAAACAAACGAAAUUUUAUUUUUCAAAUUACCAAUUUUGAAUCCAUUUAUCUUCAUGGAUCAUAUUUACAUAUACAUAUAUAUUCAUAUUAUAUUAUUG
Molecule: messenger RNA, 2079 nt
Organism: Formica exsecta
Lineage: Eukaryota; Metazoa; Arthropoda; Insecta; Hymenoptera; Formicidae
Product: beta-1,3-galactosyltransferase 5-like
Exons: 3
Coding region: 459-1730 (423 amino acids)
Cellular component (GO): membrane
Molecular function (GO): hexosyltransferase activity
Source: RefSeq, a predicted model, not a curated record